CUGGGCUGGGCCGGGCUGGGCUGGGCUGCCGGGAGCCGAGCGCCUGCCAGGCGCUGUCCGUGCCCGCAGCCGCCUGGGACCGGGUACCAGCAUGGGCUGCCCGCAGCCCCUCGCCGCCCUGCUGCUCGCCGUGCUCUGCCUCUGUGCCCUGGUGCCCGGCGGCUCCUGCAACAAAGCAAACAAGCACAAACCCUGGAUUGAAGCUGAGUACCAGGGCAUUGUCAUGGAGAAUGAUAACACCGUCUUGCUCAACCCACCACUCUUUGCCCUGGACAAGGAUGCUCCGCUGCGCUAUGCAGGUGAGAUCUGUGGCUUUCGGAUCCAUGGGUCAGGGGUACCGUUUGAAGCUGUGAUUCUAGACAAAGCCACAGGUGAGGGGUUAAUCCGAGCCAAGGAGCCAGUGGACUGUGAAGCACACAAGGAGCACACAUUCACCAUUCAAGCAUAUGACUGCGGAGAGGGACCUGAGGGGACCAACACCAAGAAAUCCCACAAGGCUACAGUCCACGUGCGGGUGAAUGAUGUGAAUGAAUUUGCUCCAGUCUUUGUGGAGAAGUUGUACCGUGUAGCAGUGACGGAGGGUAAACUGUAUGACCGCAUCCUGCGGGUGGAGGCCAUCGAUGGAGACUGCUCUCCACAGUACAGCCAGAUCUGCUACUAUGAGAUCCUCACCCCUAACAUCCCUUUCCUGAUUGACAAUGAUGGGAACAUUGAGAACACAGAGAAGCUGCAGUACAGUGGAGAGCGCCUCUACAAAUUUACAGUGACAGCUUAUGACUGUGGCAAGAAACGGGCAUCUGAUGAUGCCGAAGUGGAAAUCCAAGUGAAGCCAACCUGCAAGCCCAGCUGGCAGGGCUGGAACAAGCGGAUUGAGUACACUCCAGGUGCAGGAAGCCUAGCACUGUUUCCCAGCAUUCACCUGGAGACCUGCGAUGAGCCACUGUGGAACAUCCAGGCCACAGUGGAGCUGCAGACCAACCACGUGGCCAAGGGCUGUGACCGUGACAACUACUCUGAGAAGUCACUGCGCAAACUCUGCGGUGCUGCCUCAGGGGAGAUUGACCUGCUCCCUGUGCCCAGCCCCACAGCCAACUGGACUGCACGACUCUCUGUUCAUUACAGCCAGGACAGCAGCCUCAUCUACUGGUUCAAUGGCAGCCAGGCAGCACAGGUGCCUAUGGUCAAUGGAGUGGGUGCCCACGAGGGGCUGAGUGACCAUUUUACGCUGUCAUUAUGGAUGAAACAUGCUGUGACACCUGGCAAAGGCAAGAAGGAAGAGGAGACGGUGAUCUGCAGUACAGUGCGGAGUGAGGAUGGCUACUCGCACUACUCCUUGGCUGUGCAUGGCUGUCGAAUUGCUUUCCUCUACUGGCCGCUGCUGGAGAGUUCAAGACCUGUCAAGUUCCUCUGGAAACUGGAGCAGGUUUGUGAUGAUGAAUGGCAUCAUUAUGCCCUCAACUUGGAGUUCCCAACAGUCACGCUCUAUGUUGAUGGUGUCUCCUAUGACCCUGCCCUCAUCCAUGACAAUGGCCUCAUCCAUCCUCCCAGGCAAGAGCCUUCACUCAUGAUUGGAGCCUGCUGGGCUGAGGAGAAAAACAAAGAGAAAAGCAGAGGAAAUGAGAACUCCACAGAUACUGUGCAAGGAGACCCUCUGCUGAUUCAUCACUACUUCCAUGGUUACUUGGCUGGCUUCACCGUGCGCCCCGGCAGCCUGGAAAGCCGGGAGGUGAUUGAGUGCCUCUACGCUUGCCGUGAGGGGCUUGACUACAGUGACUUUGACAGCCUUGGCAAAGGGAUGAAGGUUCAUGUCAACCCUUCCCAGUCCCUGCUCACUCUAGAAGGUGAUGACGUGGAAACCUUCAACCAUGCCAUCCAGCAUGUGGCUUACAUGAAUUCCUUGCGCUUUGCCACACCAGGAGUCCGCCCCCUCAAGCUCACCACCACAGUCAAGUGCUUCAGUGAGGAGUCCUGUGUGUCCAUCCCUGAUGUGGAAGGCUACGUUGUGGUGCUGCAGCCUGAUGCCCCCCAGAUCCUGCUAAGCGGCAAUGCCCACUUUGCUCGUCCUGCACCAGACUUUGAGAGCCCUGAUGGAGUUGCCCUGUUCCCCAGCCUCCAGAUCACCUGCUCUGUCUCUCACCAGGUGGAAGCCAAGAAGGAUGAGAGCUGGCAUGGCACAGUGACCGACACACGCAUGUCAGAUGAGAUUGUGCACAACCUGGACGGCUGUGAGAUCUCACUGGUGGGAGACGACCUGGACCCAGAGAGGGAGUUCCUGCUUCUGGAUGGGUCCACCCUACAGCAGCGGGGUUUGGAUCUCAUCAACACUUCUGCCUACCUCACCAUUGCAGGUGUGGAGAGCAUUGCAGUGUAUGAGGAGAUCCUCCACCAGGUCUCGUAUCACAUUUGCCAUGGCGCUGCCCUCUAUGAAAGAAAAUUCCGCCUUUCCUGCACGGAGAUGAAUGGGCGCUACUCCAGCAAUGAGUUUACUGUUGAGGUGAAUGUCCUGCACAACAUGAACUGGGCUGCUCAUCCGAACCACAUCCUCAGCUCUCAGCAGCUCAUGCACCGAGGUCACCAUCUACCCCCAGAGCUAUCUGGGCACAGUUUGGCCAAUGUCCACCGCAACUCCAUGGUCCCCAGUGCUGCCACUAUCAUCAUUGUGGUGUGUGUGGGCUUCUUGGCACUCAUGGUAAUCCUGGGCAUCCUACGUAUCCACUCUCUGCAUCGCCGGGGGGUUGGACACGAGGCCCCAGGGGCCGCCACAGGGGGCCAGAUGGGAGCCAGCACCAAGGAAAGUGAUAUGUUCUGGGAUGACUCAUCCCUCACCAUCAUUGUCAACCCCAUGGAGUCAUACCAGAGCUGCCAAGAGAGGACAGCAGACAGCAGGGAGGCCAAAGUCAGCGAAGGAGCAAUGAAAGAUGAUGAUGAUGACGAGGACGACAGCAGCGAUUCAGAUACACCUGACACCCCAGGCACUGACGAUGCAGAUGACCGGUGCACCAUGGGCAAAAGAGACGUGCCCCACUGUUACUAGGGGCCCUGCAGUGGAGGGAGAAGGGGAGGAGGAUGCUAACCAGGUGGAUUCCCCCAACUUACAGCCUAGGGGGGAAGUGACAGCUUCUCUUGAGUCUUUCCCACUGUCCUUUUAACCUUGCCCUUAUGCAUAUUUUCUCCCAUUGUUUUUCAUCUCCCUGCCCUACUUUUCCCUCUUCCUUGGCCAUUUUCCCUGGGGGCACAGAGCCCAGCAAAAGGCACUUAGACCUUCCCACACUUGUGGCCCCCUCUUCCUGUGUGCCACUCCCCAGAAAGGCAGGCUGGGACAGGGGAACUCUGAGCCUGAACUUUGAUUCCAGGAAGGAACAGAGGGGAGAGAUGCACUAGGGAAGAGAUGCCCAACAGAAGUGGCUGACUGAGCGGAAUCUGUCACAACCCCUGUGUAUUAUAUAUACUGUAUAUUUUUUCAAUGUUGUUGUUCAAGGAUUAUUCUUGUUUGACGCACAACCCUCCCCGCUCUGCCAAAAAACACAAAAACCCAGCCCUCCCCAAACUCCCAACCCAACCCUGCAGCUUGUGUCGCUUUGUAAAAUUGUCAAUAAACCUAAAACAAACAAGUGAAGGACAGAGGAGGGAAUGAAGCAGAUUUUAAAAUAAAAGGAUUUAAAAUAAAACA
Messenger RNA from Alligator mississippiensis (American alligator), 3670 nucleotides. RefSeq names its product calsyntenin 3 (gene CLSTN3). The record is from RefSeq and is a predicted model, not a curated record. Gene Ontology annotation, cellular component: postsynaptic membrane; cell surface. NCBI's taxonomy places the organism in Eukaryota, Metazoa, Chordata, Crocodylia, Alligatoridae. Gene Ontology annotation, molecular function: calcium ion binding; amyloid-beta binding; X11-like protein binding. The transcript is spliced from 18 exons. Gene Ontology annotation, biological process: positive regulation of synaptic transmission; homophilic cell-cell adhesion; positive regulation of synapse assembly. Bases 92 to 3034 code for a protein of 980 amino acids.